AUGGAGACCAUGACAAGGGAACCGAAUCUUUUCAGGAGUCAAUGGUGGAAGACUUUCUUCAAAAUUGCACAAGUUGGUCUACGAAUUUUAGUAACCGGAUUUGCAACAACUUCUAUUGCCACGAUGUUGACUAGCAAUCAAGAAAUCUACAUGCCUUACGAUGAGACAUAUAUAGCAGUUGCGAAAGCCCAUUACAGUUACUCAUCAGGAUUAUGGUACAAACUGUUAGUAGAUGCAGUGUUAGGUGUUUUCUCUCUACUCUCAUCGAUUCUAGCUUACAAGAUGACCAAAUUCUCUCAUACGGAACCUAAAACAACUCUUCACUUUUUCCUGCUUCUCCUUGAUGUGGUGAUGACGGUGUUGACUAUCUCAGGAUGCGCGGCAGCAUCGGCCGUGGGGAUGGUGGGGCUACGAGGGGUUGAAAAGCCAGGGAUUAGCUGGACUCCAAUAUGUCCACUCGCCAGAAGGUUCUGUGGCAUGAUCACCCUCUCCGUUGCAUCAUCUUAUGCUUCAUUCACUUGCAUGAUGGCACUCACUUUCCUCUCAGCAUGCAAGCUCAUGCUACUAGCAACACACUAA
Molecule: messenger RNA, 579 nt
Organism: Lactuca sativa (garden lettuce)
Lineage: Eukaryota; Viridiplantae; Streptophyta; Magnoliopsida; Asterales; Asteraceae
Product: CASP-like protein 1F2
Source: RefSeq, a predicted model, not a curated record